Otolemur garnettii (small-eared galago) is the source of this 692-nucleotide messenger RNA. It is a transcript of the gene VPREB3, whose product is annotated as V-set pre-B cell surrogate light chain 3. Bases 228 to 596 code for a protein of 122 amino acids. The transcript has 2 exons. Gene Ontology annotation, biological process: immunoglobulin production; immune response. Lineage: Eukaryota; Metazoa; Chordata; Mammalia; Primates; Galagidae. The record is from RefSeq and is a predicted model, not a curated record.
UUCUGGGCUUCUAUUCUCCAUAGGCCUCGUGGGGCUAGGACCUGACAUUUCUGCAGAUAGGGUUUGGCCAUUGGGCCCAGACACCACCCCUCCCUCUGCAGUCCCAGGGCUGAUUUGCAUGCCCUGUUUUGGUCCAGUGGCCUCCCCAGCCCUGUGCCCCCAGGCACUUGGAGCACAGCCUGCAGCCUGGCAGAACCACUCCCCUGCCUGCCUUCCUGCCUCUGGCCAUGGCCUGCUUGUGCCUGGCCCUCCUUCUGAUGGGGAACUUUAUGACAGUUUCCCAGCCAGCCCUGGCGCAGUCAGAUGCACUACUGGUCUUCCCAGGCCAAGUGGCUCAACUGUCCUGCAUGCUCAGCACCCAGCACACCAUCAGGGACCAUGGUGUCUCCUGGUACCAGCAGCGGCCAGGCAGUGCCCCCCGCUAUCUCCUUUACUACCACUCAGAUGAGGAGUACCACCGGCCUGAUGAAAUCCCUGACCGAUUCUCAGCAGCUAUGGAUGUGGCACACAAUGCCUGUAUCCUGACCAUCAGCCCCGUGCAGCCUGAGGAUGAUGCAGAUUAUUACUGCGCUGUUGGCUUCAGCUCUGGUCCCUAGGGGUGGGGUGUGAGAUGGGGACCUCCUAUUUGCCCCUGACCUUGGACCCCUCUUUAACUUUCUCUGACCCUUGCUCUUUCUCCUCUGUAAAAUGGG